AUGGGCUAUGUGCUGGCAGGAUAUGCGACGAAACGGCUGCGACGGUAUGAGAACACGGUGGUAUAUUAUCCGCCUCGCAAGCGCGCACAAGUGGCCCGGGCGGCGCGGUUAGAGGAUCUUCCUGCAGAAUUGUUGCAGUACAUUUUCGUGCUUAGCGGGAAUGCCGCACUGGCUGAGUGCAGCAGGACACUGUGGGCAGUCCUGCGGCCGACGGCGGGGCUAGUCAGGGUGUACAUCGGCGCGCACUACGUGCACAGCGCGCACACGGGCAGCGGGCGGCGAGUGCGGGUGCUCGCCGCGGAGGUGUUCAAGAGCCGCGCGCGGCUCGCGCAUCUGGCCGCGCACCCGGAGGAGCUGGAUGCCGUGGCCGGCGUGAUGGGGCCUGCCGCGCUGCGCGCGUGGCAGCGCGCGUGCGAGGCCGGGCGUGCUACCGCCGCGGUGGAGCUGGACGCGGAUGGGAGGCCCGUCGAAGACUAUCCGGCGGUGUUCUACGCGCGGCCAGAGCUGUUCUUCGGCGGCCGCACGGCCGGGCGGCUGCCUGCGGCGUCCGAGUUCCUGGAGAAGCUGCAUCGCUUCUUUUCGGUGCUGCAGCCGGAGUGCCUAGCAGAACGCAUCAUGCAGUGGUUUUUCUAUGAGAGCGGCGGGCGGCACGACGCAGAUCACUUUAUGCACGCCGUGAAUCUCGUGCUUAAACUGUCGCGUCUGCCACAGGCACGGUUUGCCAGCGUCGACCCGCUCCUAGAGCUUCUACAUUGUCUUUUCAUCGACAGCGUUCCUGGUCUCGACCGCCUACUGAAGGCGUCCGGAACUCGCUUAGAUGAUCUUAAACGUGCGCUCGUAGGAACGUUCAUCGACAGCUUCUAUAGGAACAACGUCGCGCUGCUGUCGGAAGAUUCGCUUUGGCGGCUCCUGAUCGAGCUGAGGGACGACCGGCUCAAGCAGCUGUUGGUCGACCAGGGCGCGCGACCGAGCUUUCACAUACUGGAAUGA
Molecule: messenger RNA, 990 nt
Organism: Eremothecium gossypii ATCC 10895
Lineage: Eukaryota; Fungi; Ascomycota; Saccharomycetes; Saccharomycetales; Saccharomycetaceae
Exons: 1
Coding region: 1-990 (329 amino acids)
Source: RefSeq, marked provisional